Pungitius pungitius (ninespine stickleback) is the source of this 1362-nucleotide messenger RNA. RefSeq names its product G protein-coupled receptor 25 (gene gpr25). Gene Ontology annotation, biological process: calcium-mediated signaling; cell chemotaxis; positive regulation of cytosolic calcium ion concentration. The record is from RefSeq and is a predicted model, not a curated record. Gene Ontology annotation, molecular function: C-C chemokine receptor activity; C-C chemokine binding. The coding region runs from base 1 to 1110 and encodes 369 amino acids. The transcript has a single exon. Gene Ontology annotation, cellular component: external side of plasma membrane; membrane. NCBI's taxonomy places the organism in Eukaryota, Metazoa, Chordata, Actinopteri, Perciformes, Gasterosteidae.
AUGGACGCCUUCGAUGACUAUCAGCAUGAUUAUUAUUACUCAGAGAACUAUACUGACUAUGGUUUUUUAAAUGGCACAAUAGGGUACACGGAUUGUCCUGGCUCACGCCUCCCUGGAUCCAGCAUGUUUGUGUCCAUUCUGUACUUCCUUAUAUUUUUCACAGGCUUUCUGGGCAACCUCUUUGUGAUCUUGGUGGUGGGCCUGAAAGGAAGGACAGGUCGGCGUCUGGUGGACACAUUUAUUGUUAACCUAGCCCUGGCCGACCUCGUCUUCGUCCUCACUCUUCCUCUUUGGGCCGUUUCCGCCAGCCAGGGCGGCUCCUGGGACUUUGGGGCAGCUGGGCCGCUCCUUUGUAAACUAAGCAGUUACAUCAUAGCUGUAAACCGUUUCUCCAACAUCUUCUUUCUCACCUGCAUGAGUGUCGAUCGCUACCUGGCCGUGGUGAAGGUGUUGGACUCAAGGUACCUCAGGAACAAACGGUGCGUCCGUACCACUUGUGCCGCCGUGUGGUUUGGCUCCCUGGUCCUUGGCAUCCCAUCACUGGUGAUCCGCACGGUGGUGCAGAAGGGCGACGGACCCGCCUGCUUAGAGGAUGACGGAUCACCCUUUUUACUCGGCCUGAGCCUCACCACGGCGUUACUCACCUUUUUCCUCCCGGUGCUGAUCAUUGUGCUCUGCUACGGCACCAUUGUUGUGCAUCUCAACCGCCACUGUGCAGCAAAUCCCAGGGCUAAAGCGCGCCGCAGGCACUCCCUCAAGAUGGUCUUCUGCAUCGUAGUGGCCUUCGUGGUGUCCUGGCUCCCCUUCAACGUCGUCAAGGUUGUCAUCAUUGGCUCGGAGCUCGCAGGCGUUAACCUGACUUGUGAUGCUCUGUCGUGGCAAAGCAACGGGCUCCUCGUCUCGUGCUGCGUGGCGUUCUUCAACAGCUGUGUGAAUCCAGCCAUCUACUUCUUCCUCGAUCAUCACUUCAGGAGAAGGGCCGCGAUCCUGUUCAACACCGUCACAGGGAGGCCAAAGUUACUGCAGAACUACAACUUUUCAGCCUCAUUCACCAACGCUGGAACUUCAGAUAGCUAUGGAACAACAGCCAACUCAGCUGCAGAUGUGUAAGUAAGAGGAGAAUAUUUGGAAAGAUAUUCUAGUAUUAUUAGGAAGUAUGUUAAAAAUGGUCAUACUCAUCUUGAUAAUAGGGGACGUUGUCAUUAUUUUUCUCAAGGCAUGGUUAAAUAUGCAAAUAAGUUUAACCACAUGGUGGUUUGUUUCAGUUAAUAUGAUAAUGUGAUUUACUUUGUCAAAUAUUUCCUUUAUUCAAAUGUUCUUCAUUCAAAAACAUGCUUUUGUAGGGUUUAAGUGUAUAAUAUA